Messenger RNA from Linum tenue, 1412 nucleotides. The record is from the annotation of a GenBank genome assembly. Lineage: Eukaryota; Viridiplantae; Streptophyta; Magnoliopsida; Malpighiales; Linaceae.
GAGUCUGAAACGUUUCCACGCGUAUCUCUUUUUCCUCUACAUCUCUCUCUAAUCUCUCGUGUCAUUUUUUUCCUCCUGCUUCUAUCUUCCAGGGACCCCAACUGUAGUUUCUGUUCUGAUUCUCUGAUACCGGUCAUGGAGGAUGGCAACGGAACUGAUGGCCUUCUCGUUUUGGAGACUUACAUGGACGCGUGGACAGAUCCUGAAGAGCUGCUUUCCUUCGGUCGAGGGUGUUCAUCAACCAUCUUGUUUAUAACUUGGAAGAAAGGCAGCUCUUUUGUGCAAUAUUUUGUUGAAUUGCUCAUCAGAAACUAAGAACCGUGAUCUGUCAGCGAUCACAGUGGAAUUCCUUCAUCCUAGACUUCAGUCCUCCACUGCAAGGCUUACUACUUAGUCCAAUUUUUCCAGUCAUCCAUGGAGUAAUUAGGAAGUAGAUUUAGUGCGUACAAAGGGCAAAUGCUGAGUGUUUAUAUCUUUUCAAUCUUGCUUUGUUUGAAUCUUUCUUGCAUCUCAUGUUCAGUACAGCUUCUGAGCAUCUUUUGAUUUGAAUUCAUCGCUGUCUGUUCUUCAAAUUCAAGGAUGAACAUUAAAACUUACGGUUUUUACUUUCUGUGAUUGAAAAAAAUCAGUGCUGCCUACUCAAGAUGGGACUAUCUCAGUAGCUUCUGCAUUUGCUGCUCAUCAGGAAGCUGUGCAGGACAGAGACCACAAGUUCUUGACUCGAGCUGUUGAAGAAGCAUACAGAGGCGUUGAUUGUGGGGAUGGAGGCCCAUUUGGCGCAGUUGUUGUUUGCAAUGACGAAGUAGUCGUGAGCUGUCACAACAUGGUUCUCAGACACACCGACCCAACUGCUCAUGCCGAGGUCACCGCUGUUAGAGAGGCUUGUAAAAAGCUCAACCGAAUCGAGCUGUCCGAUUGUGAAAUCUAUGCAUCCUGCGAGCCUUGUCCUAUGUGUUUCGGUGCCAUCCAUCUUUCCAGAAUCAAAAGGUUGGUGUACGGGGCGAAAGCUGAAGCAGCAAUAGCGAUAGGGUUUGAUGAUUUCAUUGCCGACGCUUUAAGAGGUACAGGGUUUUACCAGAAGGCUAAUAUGGAGAUCAAGCAGGCUGAUGGGAGUGGUGCUGUUAUUGCAGAACAAGUGUUUGAAAAGACCAAAGCCAAGUUCACCAUGUAUUGAUGAUGAUGAUCGGUUAACUUUCUUUUUCUUACUGCAUUCAGCUGGACUGGGGGGUUGAAUUUGGGUGGUUUGAAGUGCAGAAAACUGUUGACUACUUAUUGUCUUUCUUUUUCUUAAUUCUUUAGUUGUUUAAGUGACCAUGUAAUUGAUUGGAAACCAUCAAUUGUAUUGAUCUUUCAAACUAAUGUGUAGAGCAAAGAAUCAGUUUUAUCAAUUCAAAGUGCUCUUGUUGUGUUCA